Dromiciops gliroides (monito del monte) is the source of this 1579-nucleotide messenger RNA. It is a transcript of the gene KRT26, whose product is annotated as keratin 26. Bases 1 to 1416 code for a protein of 471 amino acids. The record is from RefSeq and is a predicted model, not a curated record. Gene Ontology annotation, molecular function: structural molecule activity. Lineage: Eukaryota; Metazoa; Chordata; Mammalia; Microbiotheria; Microbiotheriidae. The transcript is spliced from 8 exons.
AUGUCCUUUCGCCUCUCUAGUGGUUCCCGGAGGAUUUGCUCUCGCCCUGGGUCUGUGAGGCUGUCGAGCUGUGGAUCUGGCUUUGGUGCUGGAAAUCCAUGUGGUGGUGGUGGCUCUGGUGUGGGGAGUAGUUUUUCUAGUUCGCUGGUGGGAGCCUCAUCUGGAGGGAGCUAUUGUGGGAACCUCAGUGGGAGCUUGGGAAACGGUGUCUGUGCGGGCUUUCUGGGAAAUGAAAAUGGGCUGCUCUCUGGCAACGAAAAAGUAACCAUGCAGAACCUGAAUGACCGCUUGGCUUCCUAUCUUGAAAACGUGAAGGCUUUGGAGGAAGCAAAUGCAGAUUUAGAACAGAAGAUAAAAGAAUGGUACGAAAAAUUUGGCCCUGGCUCCUGCCGGGGUCUUGAUCAUGACUAUAGCAGAUAUUUUCCGAUAAUUGAAGACCUUAGAAGUCAGAUCAUUUCUGCCACUGCCUGCAAUGCCAAUAUUGUUCUGCAGAACGACAAUGCCAGACUGACCGCAGAUGACUUCAGACUGAAGUAUGAAAAUGAGGUGGCCCUGCACCAGAGCGUGGAGGCUGACAUCAAUGGGCUCCGAAGGGUGUUGGAUGAGAUGACCUUGUGCACCACAGAUCUGGAGAUCCAGUAUGAAACAUUCAAUGAAGAGCUAACUUUCCUCAAAAAGAACCACGAGGAGGAAAUGAAAGUUCUGCAGUGUGCUGCUGGUGGGAAUGUGAGUGUGGAGAUGAAUGCAGCCCCAGGAGUGGACCUCACUGUUCUGCUGAACAACAUGAGAGCCGAGUAUGAAGAUUUAGCUGAGCAGAAUCGCAAAGAUGCUGAAGCCUGGUUCAAUGAAAAGAGUGCAUCACUGCAACAGCAAAUCUCAGACGAUGUUGGUGCAGCCACGGCAGCCCGGAAUGAACUUACCGAAUUGAAACGCAAUCUCCAAACCCUAGAGAUUGAACUCCAGUCUGUCAUGGCCAUGAAACAUUCCUAUGAGUGUUCCCUGGCAGAGACAGAAGGAAACUACUGUCUUCAACUAUCCCAGAUCCAGGACCAGAUUGGGGCCCUGGAAGAUCAGCUGCAACAGAUCCGAACUGAAACUGAAAGCCAGAAGGUGGAAUAUGAGCAGCUCUUAGAUAUCAAGAUCUACUUAGAAAAAGAAAUCGAAACCUACUGCUGCUUGAUCGAUGGAGAAGAAGGAGCCUGCAAAUCUGCAUGUCAGAAAUCAAAAGGUUAUGGAAUGACAAAGUCAGAAAAUCAAGUCAAAGACUCAGCACAAAGCACUGUGGUCAAAACAGUUGUUGAGGAAAGAGAUCCAAAUGGUCCAGUCCUUUCCGUGAAGGUCCACUCGGUUGAAGAAAAGUCUUCUAAGAUAAGCAACAUUACAAUGGAACAGAGGGUGCCUUCUAAAGCACCAUGAGGCUGAUGAAUGAAAAAUUUCAUAGGUGAAGUAACAUACUCCCUGCCAGCUCUCUAAGACCAGAAGUUACAGAGAAGAUGCCAGCCUGCCAGCCUUUUCUAUAUCAGUGAAAUCACCAGUCUGGUCAACCAAAAACAAAAUUAAAAACAAACAAAAAUAACAA